AUUGAUGAAAAUAACUGCAGUUGGCUAAGAAGUGUAGGAAGAAAAAUUGCGACGUGAAUGUUUUGACUCUUUCGGGUAAAAAAGAAUAAUAAAAUAACAAUUAAAGUGGAAAACAGAAUUUAAAAUGAUAAUGUUGAAAAUUUGUGUGAUUUUCUUGAUUGCUUUUCUGACUCAAAUAAGUGUGAUUUGGGCUGAAUCUUGUUUUGCCAAAAUUGAUCAUGAAGGAAAUUGUUCUCAAUUAAUGGCAAAUGAUGUCACUAAGGAAGAUUGCUGUACAAACUUAGGAGUAGGAUACGGCGAAGAGGUUUCUAGUGCAGCAGUAUUUAUGCUACUUGGGGGAAUGAAGAAGAAGGCUUGCAAACCAUGUCGAGAAACAUGUGACAACAUAAUUUGCGGAAUUGGUAAGCGGUGUAUAAUGAAGAAGGGAUUUCCAAAAUGUGUUUGCGCUCCAAACUGUAAAGCAACUGCUGCUGCAAACAAACUUAAGAAUGUACAGAACAAUAAAAAAAUCUCAGUUAUUCAUUUAGCUGAAAGAAAGAAUCUUAAGCGAAGCAAAAAGCGAAAGAUGCAACCUGAAAUGCAGAAUGAUGAACCUAUACUUAUUGUAGCAACUCUAAAUCGAAAGCAAAAUAAACGUAUGAACCAGAGAAUUAACAGAGAAAAAAAUAACUUAAACGAGACUUUAAUUUUGCAACCGAUUAAGAGCGCUUAUCAUAAGGUUCAUACGAUUCAGAAGAACGCAAAUAAUAUCAGCCAAGGAGUUGAAGAUGUGGAUGUGCUACAAACAAAAAUUCGUAGUGGAUAUUUUGAUGACGAUUCUACCAAACUAAUGAGGGACAUUGGCAACUUGAACAUUAAACAACAAAAAUUUUCACACUACAAUCCAAUUUGUGGUUCUGAUAGCAAGACUUAUAAAAACGAAUGCCAAUUGAGGAAGCGAGCGUGUCGACAAGAAAACAAGAUGCUUGAUGUUGCUUAUAAGGGUCAUUGCCAAAGCUCAUGCCAGUUUAUAAAAUGCACCAAUGGAAGAACUUGUAUAGAAGAUCAUAACUCUAUACCACAAUGUAUCACAUGCCCUUCAUGUAUCAACAACAACAAGAAUUUAACAUAUCAAACAAUAGGAAAGAUGGUCUGCGGGAAUGAUGGGAUUACAUAUCGAAGCUUAUGUGAAUUGAAACAAAAAUCAUGCAGGCUUGGAAAAUCUAUUCAACUCCUACAUCGAGGGCCAUGUAAAGAGGUUGCGACAUGCAGUCAUUGUUUGAAGAACCAGAAGUGUUUACCAGAUCUAAUGAAUCAUCAACCAAAAUGUGUCAUAUGCAAUUACAAAUGCCCACGAAAACGUCGAUCUGAAACGCUUGGAGCAUUGAUUAUUAAUCGAAAACGACAUACAUGUUUUAUCAAUAAAAAAACAGCAGCAUAUAUUUUAUUCCUCAUUUAUCUGCAUUGAAAAUAUGUUGAUGUAUUUUUCCAUCAAAAUUAUUUCUUUAAUUAUUAAAAUUUUGUUUCAUAAAACGAGAAAAUCUAAAUAUAAACGAAGUGGAAUUUUUUGCUUCAAGGUCCAAUUUGAACGAGCUUCGAGAGAUGCAUGAAAGCAAUCAGGCUGUGAUUAAAUGACUAGAG
Clunio marinus is the source of this 1620-nucleotide messenger RNA. The record is from the annotation of a GenBank genome assembly. NCBI's taxonomy places the organism in Eukaryota, Metazoa, Arthropoda, Insecta, Diptera, Chironomidae.